AUGGAUAGGCAUCGAAUCAGAUUCAGAUACAGUGGUCAGCAAGACGAUGACCACAUUCUACUCGCUUUCAGCAAAAAACAUAUCGAUCUAAGAAAAGAAUGGCUGACUAACUUCAUGGUAGAAAGCAGAAGAAGGAAAGAAAUUGGUUUGCCAGAAAAAUAUCUUUAUGGCAAAGAAACUAAAUUUAUAUCUUUCGCUGAUUUUGUCAACAUGGAACUCGUUUUAUUUUCCAAUGGAGAUAACAUUAGGUCAAUUCCAAGUCUGGUGGAUGGUAUGAAACCUGGUCAAAGGAAGGUCCUGUAUGUAUGUAUAAAACGCAAUGAUAAGAAGGAAGUUAAAGUAGGCCAGCUUGUUGGUUCCGUUAUAGAAAAGUCUGGAUACCAUCACGGUGAUACUUCUCUGGCAAUGACGAUAGUUGGUAUGGCCCAAAACUAUGUCGGCAGCAAUAAUAUCAACCUCUUGGAACCGAGAGGUCAAUUCGGUACUCGUCUGACAGGGGGAAAGGACUCUGCAAGUCCAAGGUAUAUUUUCACUAAAAUGUCUCCUUUGACUCGAUUGAUCUUCCAUCCACAUGAUGAUGCGUUGCUCAAACAUGAAUACGAUGAUAAUGUUAAAAUCGAACCGUAUUGGUAUAUUCCCAUAAUACCUAUGGUACUAGUCAAUGGUGCUGAUGGUAUUGGUACAGGUUGGAUGACAAGAAUUCCCAAUUACAAUCCUCGGGAUCUGGUGAAAAAUAUCAGACGACUGUUGGAUGGAGAAGAACCAAAGGAACUCAUACCUUGGUACAAAAAUUUCACUGGUACAAUUGAAUAUGGAGGGGAUGGCAGAUAUGUAGUUAGUGGAGAAAUAGCUAUACUUGAUAAUGACACAGUAGAGAUUACGGAACUUCCCAUUGGAACCUGGACCCAAAAUUAUAAGGAAAAUGUUCUUGAACCAAUGAAUCAUGGUACUGAAAAAGUAAAAGCAGUUUUGUCAGACUAUAAGGAUUACAGUACAGAUGCUACCGUGAAGUUUGUUGUAUCCUUGCAAAACGGACAAAUGCAAACCAUGGAAAAGGAAGGAUUACAUAAAGCGUUCAAACUGCAGAGUCUCAUUAAUACCAACUCUAUGAACGCGUUCGACGAAUAUGGUUGUUUGAAAAGCUUUGAUACGGUUAUGGACAUACUCCAAGAAUUUUAUACUGUUCGCUUGAAAAUGUAUCAGAAGCGUAAAGACUAUCUUCUGGGUAUCCUAGAAGCAGAAGCAGCCAAAUUGAGUAAUCAGGCUAGAUUCAUAUUGGAAAAAUGUACUGGCGAAAUCACGGUUGAAAACAAAAAAAGGAAAACCAUAGUUGAUGAGUUGAUCAGAAGGGGAUACGCUCCAGACCCGGUCAUGGAGUGGAAGGCACGAACACAGGAGGAAGAGGAAGAAGAAGAGGCCGAAGAACCUGCAGAUGAAGAAUCUCAAGAUGAUUCUGAAGAAACAUCUUCCAAAAAGAAGAAAAAAGAGUACUCGGAAAAAACUAGUCCUGAUGUCAAGAAAUUUGAUUAUCUGUUGGGAUUGUCGAUGUGGAUGUUGACCGAAGAAAGGAAGAAUGAAUUACUCAGGCAGAAAGAAAAUAAAUUGACGGAACUGGAUGUUUUGAAACGCAAGUCACCUUCUGACUUGUGGAGAGAAGAUCUUGAUGUAUUCAUUGAACAGCUUGAUAAACUGGAGAAAAAGGAAAGAGAUGAGCUGAUGCAGGAAAUACAGAAAAGACAAAAGUCUCAACCAGGUAAGAAAAAAGUUAAAAUCUUUGAAACAAUGCCUUCUUCCAAUGCCCAGAGAGUCGAACCUACAAUCAGUGAAGACAUCAAGAAAAAAAUUCAAGUUGCAGUAAAGAGCAAAGAAAGUAGAUUAAAGAAAGGAGUUAAAAGGGAAGUGAACACAGAGGAAGAUGAAGAACAGGACGAAUUUGACGAUAUGGUGAAGAGUAAGAAGACACUGAAAGAAAAGUUGGGAACUCCUGAAGAUGUUGUAAAGAAGGCAAGGAAAAAGAAGGAAGCAGGAGGAGAUGGAUUGAAACAAAGCAAACUCAAUUUCCCCAAAGCUAACGGAUCUCCUAAGAAGAAAGGCAGGAAGAAGAAAGACGAUUCAGAUUCAGAAGACAUAUCAGAUUUUUCAGGUGGGUCGGAUGUAGAAUUCAGAGUAAGCAGCCCACUAAUCAAAGAACGUACUUUGAAUCGGAGGGCUUCCGCCAAAGUUAUCAAAUACAGCCUUUCCGAUGAAGAAGAAAAAUCGGACGAUGAACCCGAAUUAUUUGAAAAUGGUGCUAUUAUGGAAACAAAUCGUCAAGAAGUGCUGGUCAGUUCAGACGACGAGGAAAAGCCUCCUCCUCGACAUGAAACAUCUGAAGAUAUGUUUGAUUCGCUAAUCGGAAGAAAAAAAGAAGAAAGCAAAACUUCAGAGGUUAGCAACAAGAGAAAGAAAGUAGAUGAAAGUCAAUCAGACUCAGAUGAUGCAUCGUCAAAAAAAACAAAAUCGCAGACAAUAUCCAGCGAUGAUGAUAUAUUUGGAGGUAAAUCCAAACCUAAACCAAAAUCAAAAGAACCCAAACCUAAAAAGCCCAGACAGAAAAAGAAAAAGAGCAGCGAUGAUGAAUCGUCUUCUAAAAAGACCAAAACAAAGAAAAAGAAAAGUGAUUCAAGUGAUGAUGAUUUUGCUAAGAAAACGAAAAGCUCAAAAAAGAAUGAUUCCACUGAUGACGAAGAUUUCCGUCCUGUUAAAAGCAAAAGUAAGAAAAAUGAUAGUGAUUUUGAAUUAGACAAAUUUGAUAAAGUUGCCAGUCAUAGUGAUGUAUCUGAGUCGCCGGAAGUUGUGAGGUCUGUGAGACCAGGCAGAGGGGCCGCAAAGUCAAAGUACACAUUUGAUGAUUCAGAUGACGACGAUUUUUAG
Messenger RNA from Leptinotarsa decemlineata (Colorado potato beetle), 2913 nucleotides. It is a transcript of the gene Top2, whose product is annotated as DNA topoisomerase 2. The record is from RefSeq and is a predicted model, not a curated record. Gene Ontology annotation, biological process: resolution of meiotic recombination intermediates; DNA topological change; sister chromatid segregation. NCBI's taxonomy places the organism in Eukaryota, Metazoa, Arthropoda, Insecta, Coleoptera, Chrysomelidae. Gene Ontology annotation, cellular component: nucleus. Gene Ontology annotation, molecular function: ATP binding; DNA binding; DNA topoisomerase type II (double strand cut, ATP-hydrolyzing) activity.